Molecule: messenger RNA, 1515 nt
Organism: Manihot esculenta (cassava)
Lineage: Eukaryota; Viridiplantae; Streptophyta; Magnoliopsida; Malpighiales; Euphorbiaceae
Product: uroporphyrinogen-III synthase, chloroplastic
Exons: 10
Coding region: 55-969 (304 amino acids)
Biological process (GO): uroporphyrinogen III biosynthetic process
Cellular component (GO): chloroplast
Molecular function (GO): uroporphyrinogen-III synthase activity
Source: RefSeq, a predicted model, not a curated record
UAAUUUGUUAACAGCUGGCCAAUUGGGAAUCAGCUCUCUUCCAACACGUCGCCAAUGGCACAAGUCUCUCACUUCUGUUUUGCUCUCCUUCUUCCUCCUUCAGCUUCCUCUGCUCCUUUUCGUCUGCAACUUCACCGACGAAUUUCUUCUCCGUCUUUUCAAAUUCGACCUGUUUCUGCCUCUUCGUCUUCUACUUCAAUUUCCGGUUCGAAGCCGAAAGUCGUCGUCACAAGAGAACGAGGCAAAAACGGCAAGCUCAUUAAAGCUCUGGCCAAGCUUGGUAUCAAUUGCCUGGAGCUUCCUUUAAUUCAGCACACUCAGGGACCUGAUUUUGAUAGACUCCCUUCUGUAUUGAGUACAGAAGCUUCAUUUGACUGGAUUGUCAUAACUUCCCCUGAAGCAGGCUCAGUAUUUCUGGAGGCAUGGAAGGCAGCUGGAACCCCAAAGGUUAAGGUAGGGGUUGUAGGAGCAGGUACCGCAAGCAUUUUUAAUGAAGUAAUGCAGUCAUCAGGGCGAUCUCUUGAUAUUUCCUUUGCACCAUCUAAAGCAACAGGCAAGGCGUUGGCAUCAGAACUCCCAAAGAGUGAGGACGAAAGAUGUACCGUCUUGUAUCCAGCUUCUGCCAAAGCAAGUAAUGAGAUUGAGGAAGGCCUGUUUAAUCGUGGAUUUGAGGUUAUGAGAUUAAAUACAUAUACAACCGUACCAGUUGACCAUGUUAACCAAAUGGAGCUGAAGAAGGCACUUCUUUGCCCGGUCGUUGCAGUUGCUUCUCCAUCUUCAGUUCGUGCCUGGGUCAAUCUUAUUUCAGAAUCAGAGAAGUGGAAUAAUUCAGUGGCCUGUAUUGGUGAGACAACUGCUUCAGCUGCAAAAAGCUUGGGAUUGAAAAAUGUGUACUUUCCAACUCAUCCAGGUCUUGAAGGGUGGGUAGGGAGCAUCCUUGAAGCAUUGAGUGCACAUGAUAACUCCUAGAAGUUAGAAGUGUUUUUCAGGUUAAUUGAAUUAUAUUCUUUAGUUUCCUGCAAGUCCUCGGCAUAUAAGGUAUAAGAAGAUUGAUGCGUUUCCUAAAAUGCCAAGGCCUGCAAAAGCUGGUAGCAAAGCAUAAUGAAAUUAUUUAUUCAAGCUGCAAGCAAAAAGGGGGCAAAAUGUUUUGUUUUUUCGGGAGAGAUCCAAGUCCAGUUGUCAGAGCUAUAGUUUGAAGACCAUUGAGGUUUUUGCUGUAAACAAAGCUAUUGAAAUGAUAUUGCCAGCAAGGGAGCCUCUCAAUUUGUGUAUACAUUUUUUUUAUGAAAAAAAUUCAUUACAUCAAUCAGUAGAUGUUCACUAACACUGGAAUGGAAUAUUACCACUUCUUGAUCUUCUGACAACGAGUGGAAAAUUUUAUUAGGUUAGUCUAUCUGUAUCUUUGUAUUAUAGCCAUUGAACACUUGAAACUUCUGGAGAUUUAAAACUUGAAAAGCUUUCACACUUAUGUUUAUAUUACCUGUUAUAUUUUAAAAUGUGUACAUCUUAAAUUUC